Neohortaea acidophila is the source of this 1557-nucleotide messenger RNA. Its product is annotated as MFS transporter. Lineage: Eukaryota; Fungi; Ascomycota; Dothideomycetes; Mycosphaerellales; Teratosphaeriaceae. Gene Ontology annotation, molecular function: carbohydrate:proton symporter activity. Bases 1 to 1554 code for a protein of 517 amino acids. The transcript has 7 exons. Gene Ontology annotation, biological process: transmembrane transport; carbohydrate transport. Gene Ontology annotation, cellular component: membrane. The record is from RefSeq and is a predicted model, not a curated record.
AUGGGUUUCCUUUCGGGUGGCAAGAACGAGCAUCAAGGGCGUCAGAUCAAUGCGUACAACAUCUUUGUCCUGCUCCUGUUGGGAUUUGGUUCGAUCACGUAUGGAUACUCUGCAUCGAUCAUUGCAACCACUCUGGGACAACCGUCGUUUCUCGAGUACUACGCAUUGGAGACUCGACCAGGUGGGCUGAGUCUGGAAUCCUGCACGAAUGGACUUUUCUUCGCCGGCGGGGUCAUUGGACCGCUGUUGCUUCCAUGGGUUGCAGACAAGUAUGGGAGAAGGGCCAGUAUCGCAUUGGCGGCGACGCUGUGUCUCAUCUCCGGAGCAAUCAUGGCAGGUAGCACGAACAUCGGCGAAUUCAUCGUGAUGCGUUUUGUCUCAGGACUCGGCACGAUGAUGAUGCUGGCGGCAAUUCCGUUAUUGAUGAAUGAGAUUGUCCCAAACAGCAUGCGUGGCGGUUUGGUUGAAUUGCACUCCAUCUUCUUCAUCCUUGGCUACGCCAUUGCUGCCUGGGUGGGGUUUGGCUUCUUAUUCUGGAAGAAGGGGGGUGUCGACAACACCUGGAGACCACCACUCGCAUUGCAGAGCGGGUUUGCGCUUCUGACCUUGAUCGCUCUAAUCUGGGUCCCGGAGAGCCCGCGAUGGCUGAUCCUGCAAGGACGUGUCGAAGAGGCGGAACGAAUACUCACUCGCCUGCACAGCGACCCGCGCGAUCCAGACAAAGCGUACGCCAAGGCCGAGUUGUACCAGAUCAAGAAGCAGAUUGUGAUUGACCGGACACUGGGGAAUUCCUGGUUGGACAUUAUCCGCAAGCCAUCGUAUCGAAAACGCGCACUUAUCGGAAUGGCCACUUGCGGUUUUAUCCAAUCUUCGGGCGAUCUCGUCAUUAACAACUACGGGCCCACGCUUUAUCGACUGCUGGGGUUCUCAGUUGUCAAACAGCUGUUGUAUCCAGCUGCUUGGCUGACGUUUACGCUCGGCGUGUCCGUCAUUGCGAUGCCUCUGAUUGACCGAUUUCCCCGGAACAUCUACAUGGCGGUCGGCUUGUGGGGUUGCAUGUGUUGUUUGAUUGUGGAGGCGGCACUCACGGCGGAAUUCGUGCCCUCCCACAACACUGCUGCGUUGAGUGCAGCUGUGGCGAUGUUUUUCGUUUUUCAGAUCUUUGACACUGCCAUGUUGAACGCACCGGAAUGGGCGUUCUUGGGAGAAAUCUUCCCCACGCACAUCCGCGCAAAGGGAAUGUGCGUGUCGAUUUCGAUGGUGUCGCUGACGAAUGUCGUGUACCUUCAGGCCGCGCCAGUUGCAUUCGCCAACAUCGGCUGGAGAUACUAUCUCGUCUUCAUCAUUCUGACCUUCAUCGGCGGAUUCGUAUUCCUCUUCACCUUCCCGGAUACCCGCCGGCUGCCGCUGGAAGAAAUUGCGGCUCUGUUUGGCGAUGCUCAUGAGGUCGCCAUCUAUCAUCAAGAGAUUGAGGUUGACAACGAGACUCAUACCGUGAUUGAUCAUCAUAAUGAGUUCUCAGAUGAGAAGAAUACGGAUCUGCAGAAAGAGUAGCGC